UGACUAGCGCUCAUCAAACAAUUAGGCCCGUUCUGCCAUCGUCAUAUGCGUUGCUUCAUGAAAUAUUUUAAAAGCGCAAUCAAUGUUGUACAAACGGAAAGACGUCAAUGGGAUGCGUGUAAAUGUCCUUAAAAAUUGGGAUUGCCAACCGACACCGGGUUUUUUAUAGCGCAGGCUGAAUAUGAACAAUGUCUGGUUAAAGAGCGGACGUCGAAAUCAUCUUUCAGCAAAUACCUACACCAGUGCAAUACGUGAAUCACUUGUACUUCCAGAAUUCUUCGAGUCGGAAGCGCCUUGCGAAUGGAACGCGAUUGCCUAUCUAACUCAAUUAGUGCAAAAAAACCCGACAAUUCCCAGUCGCAGCGGGAAUAAGGCGCUUUAUGAUGAUCUCGAAUUGAUUCGUAAUCAUGUUGUCCCGGGAACAGCUUCAGAUUCGACCUUGAGGCAAAUAGAGAUCUCCAUGAAGACAAGAAAAUCCAAGGACCUUAUUUCGGAUUUCUGGAAGUCGUCGCGUUUUAUCGCAUCCAGCACUGUUCAAUGUGCAGCACAAAAGGCGCUUGAAACGACAAUGUACGGGCGGCCCAUCAAGGGGGCAUCAUCUCGACGGUGACGACGAGGGUGAUGAUGAAGAAGACGGUGACGAUGACAUUUAGUGCGCAUGGAA
This is a messenger RNA of Radiomyces spectabilis, 664 nucleotides long. RefSeq lists its product as uncharacterized. The record is from RefSeq and is a predicted model, not a curated record. NCBI's taxonomy places the organism in Eukaryota, Fungi, Mucoromycota, Mucoromycetes, Mucorales, Radiomycetaceae. Bases 182 to 610 code for a protein of 142 amino acids. The transcript has 6 exons.